Molecule: messenger RNA, 15929 nt
Organism: Heterotrigona itama
Lineage: Eukaryota; Metazoa; Arthropoda; Insecta; Hymenoptera; Apidae
Source: the annotation of a GenBank genome assembly
AUUUCCACAAUAUAUGUAUAUAAUGGAAGCUUCAAUUUUUACUUUAUCAAUAUUAAAUUGAAAUUCUAAUUUUAAAUGAAGAAAGAUUAGAAAAAAUGGAUAUUCGGAAUAGAAUUGUAUACAUUUUAAAUUUUUGCUGUAAAUGGUCUAAUAGUAAUGAGAACUUCCGUAAUGUGGCAGCACAUACGCGCUUAAGAUGUCUAAUUGCUUCCGGUUAUAAAGGGAGUAAUGUAGACUUUGCAAUUUGAGGUAUAAGAUUGUAAUUUUCCUAGUAUUUUUAUGUAAUUAUUAGUAAAAGUCAUUGUAAAUAUUGUAAAGUUAGUUAAACAUAGACAUGAAUGUAUUUGAUCUUGAUUACAUACAGAUGUGAGUGAUAAAAACACCGUAAUAAAAUAUGUGCACGAAAAGUUACGAAUACGUGUUUCCAUCUUGACAAUUUCAGAAAUAUAAAUAAAGGUAAAUACAGUUUGGAAAGCAAAUACUUUGUAUUCGUACAAAAAUACAAUUUUAUUUAUCACAUUAGUAAAAAUUGAUUUUUGACUUCAUAUAAUCUUUAAUUUUUAAUAUCCAAAAUUUUUAGAAUAUAUGUGUUUUUUUCUCUUGUGAUAUAAAUUAUAUCAUUUAAUUUCAUAUUUAAAGUUAUUUGCGUAGUUUUAUUUAUUAUUCAUCAUGUUUAUUACUCAUCACUUUUUUAUUUUAUAAUUUAUGUAAAAUUCUUAAUUAAAAAUUUUAAUUGAAAAUUUUUUAGGUUAUCUUCUUCAAUCAUUCAUUUAUCAGGUAGCAUAUGUUAUAUUAUUAUUAGGCAUCCAGAAAAGUUUUUGCAGAUUUUUGUUAAUCAUAAUUUUAGGAAUGUUUUUGAUUGACAAUUUUUUUGGAAGCGGGAAAAACAAUUAUUGCUAAUGUCUAUUAUGAUAAGUUAAAAACAGUUUUGGAGAAAUUAUGGAAAAAACAGCCAGUAUUAGUAAACAGGAAAAAAGUUUUGUUUCUUUAGGGUAACAUUUGACCACAUGUGGCAAAGAUGAUUUGUGAUGAGAUGGUGAAACUUAAAUGGAAGAUUAUGUUUCAUCGACUAUAUUUGUCACAUGUUUUAUCAAUAGAUUUUCAGUUGUAUCUGAGUCUAAGUAACCAUAUGAGGAACAAGCAGUUCACUAAUGAAAAUGAUCUGAAAGAAAAAAUUAUGAUUUUUUUGUGGCAAAAUAAAAGAUUUUUUUAUAAAAAUGGUAUUAAUUGUUGGGAGAGAUUUAAAAAAUGUGAAGAUAUAUAUUUUGAUAAAUUCAUGUUUUUCAUAUGAAAAAGCAGCAAGAAUUUUUCUGGAUAUCUAAUUUAGAAUUCUGUUUCUUAAAUCUUUGUAUAGAUUUAGUAUAGCAUACAAUCUUUGAGGUCUAUUUUACUAUUAUUUUUUAUCAUAUGAAAUAAAUAUAUAAAUAUUGUGUCUAUUUGUUGAAUUUGCUAUAAUAUUCUUAUAUUGAAACUGUGUAAAUUUUAAACACAUAAAAAUAAAUUUAUAUAAGAUAGUUUUCUAUUAAAUAUAAAUUUCAUGUUGUAUUUAAUAUUUAAUAUUUAAAAUUAAUGUAUAUUAUACAUAAAUAUUUACUGUUUGUGUACAAUAUAGAAGUCUGAUUAUAAUAUUAGUAUUUUCUUUAUUUGAUAGUUUAUAUAAGAUGUCAUUGGAAAAGUUACUACUUAAAUGCUGUGUUGUAAGCAUUAAAUAUGCUACAAGGUAAGCCGUGUGUAUUCUGACAUUCAGCGUCUAUACACAUAGAUAAUACAAUUAGUUUACCCCAGUUGAGCUUUAAUCCAAUUAGUAUAUGAAAAUGAGAGCAGUGGGUGACACACUGUCUGAUAGAAACUUUCACUGCCAUUGACUUCAUAAUUUCUUACUUACAAGAGUUUAAGUUUAUCUUAUAUAAAUUAUAAUGAAGUGGUUUUUAUUGUUAUUAAUUCUGCAGUUCACAAUGUGGGGUGCAUCAGAAGAACCACCAGAAAUAAUGGAGGAAGAGGUACUUGAGCCUGUGGCACAUGCAAAAGAAAAGUGUGAACAAAAUAAAAGUCAAUUGGAAACUCUUAAAGAAAUUAUGUUGAAAAAUAAACAAAGUUUAAAAAAAAAAGAAGAAGAAGUUCAGGAGUAUGCAAGAAGACUUUCCAAAAUUAAAUCUAGAGCUAAAUUAUCACGACGAAAUAGAGAAGGAAAUCUGACUUCCAAAGAUGUAACCUAUACAUCUGAAACAUCUUUGGCAAAUACAUCUGAUCAAAGUAUUGAUGACAUUAGUCAAGCAAAAACUGUAAAAGCAAAAUCUACUUUACUCCAAAAGAAACUGGCAGAAAAUAGAAAAGCCUUUGAACAGCGUAACAAAGAAAUAAUAGAAACUAAACGUGCAGUUGAAGAAAAAGUAGAAGCUAUUAGACAGCAAUUAGAAGAAAAGGAUGUGACAGUAAUGGGUUUUCCAAAGGAUCAAUUAUCUAUUACUCCUGUUAAACCAGUGAUGAUUACUUCUGAUAUCAUGUCACCAAUACAAAUUGAAAGUAUUCAAGAAAAGGAAAACAAAAUUACAGAACUUAAUAGUAAAAUUUUGGAACUUGAAGCCGUAAUUAUGGAUCUUCAAGAAAAUUUAAAAGAAAAAGAUUCUGUGAUUGAAUCUAAAACGAAGGCAGUUACCCUUAUGUCUGCAGAUCUUUCAAAAAAGGGUAAAACGACAUUAGAUACUCUCGAAGAUACGAAAGACGAAAUGAGAACGAUGCAGGAACAUUUUGUGCUUUUAGAGAUGUCCCUGAAAAAUAAAAAUGAAAAUCUUUUAAUACAAUUGCAAGAAAGGGAUAGUAAAAUUGCAGAAUUAGAGGAUUCAAUUGAUGGAUUUAAGAAACAAAUUAACGAGCAAAAAUUGUCUGAGUCAGCAAGUGCUGAUUUCUCUCGUUCUACAAUGGACGCUUUGGUAGAAAGUAAAGAAGUUAUGAAAUCAAUGCAAGAAAAUUUUGUACUUAUAGAAUCUUCCCUUAAAGCAAAAAACGAAAAUUUAUUACAACAGUUAAAAGAUUACGAGUUAAAAUUAGCCGAAGCUAAUGAACGAAUAUUUAAAUUGGAAUCUGGUAUUGGAAUAGUCAGAGAUCCAACUGUUGGUGAUUUGCAGUUUAAAUUGGAAAAAUUGGAACAUAAUAAUAAGCAGUUGCAAGAUGAAAAAUAUGAAUUACAGAAAAAUGUUGCAGAAUUGCAAGAUAAAAUUGUAAAUAUAUCUAUGCAUGGUAAUGGUGCAAUAAUAGAAAAAGAUAAUAGAAUAGUUGAACUUGAAAAUUUAGUAGAAGAAUUAAAACAAUCUAAUAAGCUUCUUGAAGAAGAAUCUAAAGCAGAAUUGCAAAAUCAAGUGGCAGAUUUAACACUAAAAAAUGAAGAAUAUUUGAAUAAAAUAACCGAUCUUGAAAAUUUGGUACAUAAACUUGAAGAACAAAAAAAUGAAAUUAUGGCAAAAUUACCAGAAGAAAAUACUAUUAAAGAAGAUGAAAAAAUGAUAAAACUUACCAAGGAAUUAGAAGAAUUAAAUAAGAGUAUGAUCAAAAUUAAAGCACAGCAUAAAAGUAAAAUAAAAAGUCUACAAAAACAGUUGGAGAAUUUUAAAAAGAUGUCUGAUACAAAUGCGGAGCUUGUCAAAUUGGGGAAUCAAGUGGCUUUAUUAGAGGAGGAGAAAGGUAACCUUCAGCUGAGUCUGGUAGACUUUGACGAGCUUAAAGCCUCAGCAGGAGAUUGGCAAGAACGUGUUGUUGAUCUUGAAAGUAAAGUUUCUGCUCAAGCGAAAGAAAUUGAAAUGCAAAUUGAAGCUAUUGCUACUCUAGAGAAUCAAAAAUUGGAUUUUAUGCAAGAACUCCAUAUGGCAAAGCGAGAAAUUUCGUCCUUAGAGGCAGAAAAUGCAGAAUCUGAAAAUCUUAGAGUGACUGCAGAAAUGAAAGUGGUUGAUCUUGAAGAACAGUUAGAAGCUCUGCAUAGGUUACAAAACGAAAAUAAAUCAGAAUCUUCAUCAGAGACUAAUCAUACAGAAUUGAUUAAACAAGUAGAAACUUUAACACAAGAAAAUGCUGAGUUAUAUAACAGAAUAUCAAAAUUCGAGGAAAAAGGAACAUCUGAUACUGGAUCUACUGAGUCAUUUGAAGCUAUACAAGAAUUAGAUAAAACUGAUUUGUUGAAAAAGAUUGAAGAUUUGACACAGAAAAAUAAUGAAUUAACUCUUAAAUUAAAUAAACUUCAACAAAAAGAAAAUUUUUAUGCCGAAUCUACGGAAUCUAUAAAUGAUACAGAUAAAAAUGAAUUAUUGAAGAAAAUUGAUCAGUUAACCCAAGAAAAUACUGAUUUAACAGUUAAGUUAAGCAGAAUGGAAGAAAAAGGAUCUUCUGAUACAGGUUCAACAGAAUCUUUUGAACGAAUUCCAGAACAUAAUGAGAAUAUGACAAAAAUUGAACUUCUUACACAAGAAAAUAGUGAACUUGUAAUUAAACUUACAAAACUUGAGGAACAAUUAGGGCACAUAGAAUCUAAAUCAGAUAUUGAUUUAAAAUCAAAAAUUGAUGUCUUGUUGCAAGAAAAUGAUAAUCAGUCUGUAGAAUUAUCGAAACUCAGAAUUCAAGUUACAGAUCUUAUUGAAGAGAAUAGUAAAUUACAAAAACAAAUUGAAAUAUUUUCUACAAAUAAUAGUGAUUUAGCAAUUCAGUCUGCUAAAUUAGAGAAUCAAAUUGAAAAUAAACAAUCCGAAACUUCCGAAAUAUUAAAAAGAGAAGUUGAUUUCAAAGCGCAAAUUGAUAUGUUAAUUGAAGAAAAAGAUCUUUUACAAAAAGAGGUGAAAGAAUUACGUACUUCAUUAGAACAGUGGCAUGAAACGUCUCAGGACCUUCAAAUCAAUGAUUUGAGAAUUAAGAUAGAAGAAUUAUUAAAAGAAAACAAAGAAGUGGUAACGAAAGUGUCAGAACUUAAACAUUCCAAUCAGAAGUUAAAAGAAAAUUUAACUGAAGUGAUGCAGGAAAAAGAAGAAUUAUAUUUGAAAAUGAAUCAAAUGUUGCAAGAUAAAUCUGAUAAUGAAAAGUUAGAACUUAUUGAAAAAUCGGAGAAACCGAAUCAAGAAAAGAAGAAUAAAGAAGUUGCUCAGAAUAAAGAAAUUAAGGAUAAGCAAAUUGGCAUUGUUUCACAAUCUGAUCAAGAAGUAUUUGAAAUACCACAAUCAGAUGAUUCUCUAUCUCAGCAAACUGAAUCCAUGAUUAUCGCUUCUUUGAAACAUGAGAUAGAGGAAUGCAAAACCUUAAUUUCAGAACAAGCAGACAUAAUUAAAGAAAUGAAAAAAGAACUUGCAAACAAAGAAGAGGAAUUGAAAGGAAAGGAUAAACAAAUUGUAGAAUAUGAGAAUUCUGGAAAGAAAGUAGAGAGUUUGGAAAAGGAAUUAAAAGAAAUGUUCAGUAUUCUAGAAGAAUGGAAAUACAAAUCUAAUAAAUUUCAAGAAAAAGUGCAAAAAUUGGAGGCACAAAAAAUUUUCAUUGAAGACAGAUUAGAAAUUUUGCAAAAUGAAAAUAAAAUGUUGCUACAUGAAAAAGAAAAUGAAGAUGCAGAAAUUAUUUUACUGAAACAACAAUUGCAGAAUACAACAACGACAUUUGAAUUGAAACUUCAGGAACAGCUUGCAGCCAUUUCUGAAAAGGAUAAUGAAAUUACUCAUUUUAAAGAAAUCAUCGAGGAUAAAAAUCAAGAAUUACAAACUAAAUAUACGGAACUUCAAAAUAAAAUGAUUACUAUUGAUAGUUUACAGGAUGAAUUUAAUAACUGUAAAAUAUUAAUUCAAGAUAAAGAUUCUUUACUAACAUCGAUGUCCAAUGAAGUAGCAAAUCUUAAUAAUCUAGUGAAAAGUAAAGAAGAAGAAAUACAUACUUUGAGGAAAGACAUUGUUGAAUUAAAUGAUAAAGUAAAGGAAUCAAAGCCUGUAAAAGAUUAUAAUACUUUAAUAGACCAAUUAAAAGAUAAGAAUAUGAUUCUUGAUGAACUAGAAUGUAGGAUCAGUGCAACUACUAAAGAAAAUAGCAAUCUAUUAGAAAAAGUGAAAAAUCUAUCUCAACAAAAUAACGAUAUUCAAAAUCAGUUAAUCGAGAAACAACGAGAAUUUGUUGACUUACUAACAAUGAAAGAUCAUCUAGAAGCACAAAUUGUGGAGUCUAAAAAUGAAAAAAGUGAAGUUGAAAAGCAAAUUUGGGAAUUACAGAGCAUUAUAGACAACAAUUCAAAAUUUGUCAAUGAUUUGCAAGCAGAAUUAAAGAAUACUUAUAAACAGAUAGAACAUUUGAAAGUUAAGCAUACUGAAGAUAUACAUCUACAAAAUCAAAGACUUGAAAAUGUAAUUGAAGAAUUGAAUGCUAAGAUGCAAGAAUGUGAAAUCUUGAAGGGUAAUUUGGAAGAGAAAGAAAGACUAGUUGGUUACAAUAUAACUGAAGAAACUAAAGUUGCUUUAGAAACUAAAGUUGCUGAUUUGGAGCAAAAGUUGAAGGACUCUGAUGACAAGAUACAAAUGCAGCUAGAAAAGAUGAAAAAGAUUGCUGCUAACCUAAAAAAGAAGACGGCUAUGUGUCAAGAGCUUGAGAGUAGAGUUACCGAGCUCGAAGAAAAGUGGACAACUGAAAAAGAUGAAAAAGAAGCUAAAAACAAGCAAAUUCAAGAUGUGGAGAUUGCAAUACGUGAAAAAGAUAAUAGAAUAGCUGAUUUAGAAGAAAAAUUAAUGCAAGCUAGAAACGAAUCUACAGAAGCCUCUAAGAAUAUUGAAAGAUUAACGCAUGAUUUGGCUAAUUUAAAGGAAAUACCUCUACUUAUGCAACAAAUUACAGAAAUGGAAAAGGAAAUUGUAAAAUUACGUCAAGAUAUUGAAUUUUCUACAGUUGAACUCACAACAGAAAGAGAAAGCAAACAGAAUAUAAUCUCGGAAUAUGAAUCUUAUAAACAGCAGGUUGUUCAAGAAAAUGAACAUAAACAAUCUGAGCUAGAUGAUAUGAAGGAGAAAGCUAGAGAACUUAGUGUACGAAUGCAAGUUAUGGAAACAGAAUAUGUUGAACAGCUUACAUUAAUUAAUGAUCUUAAGGCUGAGAAUGGCUUAUUGUUAUCAAAACAGGCGCAUAUUAAUGAAAAAUUAGAGACUGUCGAAAAAGAAUCAGAAAAACGAAAAUUGUUGAUCGAGCAGCUAGAGAAAACAGUUGUUAACACGUCUACGGAAACCACACAAACUGUAGAGGAAGACACUAUUGAAGAUGAUGCAAAAAUGACUGGAGCACAUCAUUGCAAUCAUUGUGAACAAUUUCAGACUUUGGUGCAAGCAUUGGAAGCAAAAUUACAAGAACGGGAAGCUGAAAUUGAGAAUUUGGAUAACGAAUUAGCUAAUUCUAUUGGUAACUUCGUUCAGAUGAGAGAAUCUCUUAGGUACAACGAUUUGAUGAACCAAACUAGCAUGAGAAACAAGUCAUUAGAGGAUUCAUACAAUGAUCUUUUGUUCCAAUAUAAUUCAUUAAUAACAAAUUACGAAGAAGUAAAAGUAAAAUCAGAAGAAACAUUGAAGGAAAAUAAGAAAUUGAUAGCAAAGAUUGAGGAGCUGCAAUCUACAAAUACUACUGUGGAAGAAAAGAUAAUUACAAUGGAGCAAACGUUAGAAGUUAAUAAGCAAAAAACCGAAUGCACUGAUUUAUUAAAUUCUGAUUUAACAAAAAAAUGUCAAUUACAAGAAAUAGAACUAUCAAACAUACAACAGGAAAUGCAAAUUGUUCAGAAACGCGCUAAUCAACUAGAACAACAAUUGACAUUUCAGAUAGAUUCUUUUAAAUCCAUGGAAGCACAGAAAGCCAUCAUAGAAAAAUCGUUGCAAGAUACUAAACACAGCUUGGAACAAAAAAUUGAGACUCUUAAAGUUGACAAAGAAUCCAGUGAAAAAAGAAUAGGGGAAUUACAAAUGGAAUUAGAGGCAUAUAGAAAUCAGAGUAAAGAAUUUAUGGAGAAAUCAAAGGAAGAGACACCCAUUUUUGAUAAUGCUCCCCAAUUAUUCGAUGCUUCUAAAAUUUUUGGUAUGUCAUCUACUACUGAUUCUGAUCUUUUGACUGACAAAGAAGUGAAAAGAUUGCAAACUUUAUUAAAUGAAAAGGAAACACAGUGUUCUAAUUUGACUCAAGAGAUUAAUCAUUUGCAGAAAAUGAUGAUUGAAGAAAGAACACAAAUAUCUCAGAAUUACAGCCAAUGUGUUGAAAAAUUAGAAAUUUCGCAAAAGCAAUUGCAUGCAACAGAAACAAAUAUACAGGAACUGGAACAAGUAUUGAUUGAAAAAGAAAAACAGAUCGAUUCAUUGAAUGCAGAGUUGCGCAAUCUUAGCAUGCAAGUAAUGGAACAGCAAAAUGAUAUAGAUAAUAAAUUCAAAGAAUCAUUGUUAGCUAAAGACAAUCAAAUAGAGGAACUAAACACGAAUUUGAUUUCCAUGAGAGAAAUAUUAGAAAAAGGGAUUACAGAACGAAACCAACAAAAUACCCUUUUAGAGUCAUAUAAGUUACAGAUAAAUAAUUUAGAAGCAGAAUUGAAAAAUUUGACUGAUUUUGAAGUGAUACAAGAAUUGGAAAAUCAUGUUUCAAUUCUUACUAAGGAGCGUGACUUGCUACAAUUACAAGUGAAUGACUUGUCUAGAUCUAUGGAGGAAUUGAAGGAUUCCAUGAAUGUUGAACGAAACUUAGAAAUGGAAAUUGAGAAAACUGUACAUGAAAGGGACGAAGCCAGAGAAUUAGUUGCAAAUCUUACACGAACUUUAGAAGAUGCUCAUAAACAGUCUGAUAAAACGCUUGCUAUUACAGAUACGUCAACAAAAGAACCUAUUCCAUUAGAAAAAAAUUCUGUUACACAACAAAUAGAAUCAGAAAUUACAACGGAGGGAAUUCAGCAGGAAGUUUUAUUGGAUAUGGAAGCUACAUGGGAUGCAGGAUCAAUUGAAAAACUUGAUGAGGAAACCUGGGAAUGGAAUGCGGAAGAUGCUCAGUUAGUUAGUGAACAUCUCACCACGACAUUAAUUCCCAGUAUGGAAAUGCAGUUACAAGCUAAAGUAGAUGAUCUUCAGGAUCAGAUCAAAGAUUUUGAGAAGGAAAAGGAGAAAAUAAUAGAAGAAAGUAAAGCAACUCAAUUGAGGAACACGAAGAUGAUAAAGAAAUUGAAGGAGUACAAAGUACAGAUAGACAGUCUUCAACAACAACUAAAAAUACAGAAAUCAGCAAGUGAUUUUUACGAAUUGGACUCUGCAAUAGAAGAGGAAUUGAAAUCUCAGAUCAGUAAAUUGGAAAAGGCCUUAAAUGAGAUUAAAGAGGAACAUAAAAAUACUGUUGUUGAGAAAGAAGCUUUAAUGAAACGUUUAGAUGUUGUAGUCUCUGCGAAUGAAAGAUAUAUGGAAAUGAAGGAAAGACAGGAUAUGGAUAUGGAGGUAUUGCGUAUUCGAAAUAAGGAAUUGUCUGAUAAAGUCGAUGCUCUUGACAAAAAAUUACAGAAAAGUGCAAUUAAUUUGGAUAAAAAUGACAUUUCUCAAAAUGAAAGCAUUGUUUCUUCCAACAAAGAAGCUAUACAGUCAGUUAUACAGGAACAUUCUCGAGAGAAACGAUCUCUUCAAGAAAUAGAUUAUGAAACUUUGUCUAAAAACUAUAAAGACGAGAUCGACGAUCUUAAAGAUGAAAUAGAGGCGCUUGCGACUGAGAAUGAGCAACUUCAACAUUUCUUGGCAGAACAAAAGAAGAAAUUAUUUACUUUAGAAUCAAAACGAACUGCGGAAGAAAAUGAAUCUAUCCAAAUUGUUGACGAUUUAAAUAAAAGAAUUUCGGAGUUACAGGGAAUGUUAAGUAAAUCUAGAGAAGAAUACGAUUUAUUGAGGAAGCAGUAUGAACAGAGUUUAAUGGAUGCCAAUGAUCAAGUCACAGCCAUGAGACAAAAUACUGAUCUUUUAAAGGAAGAAGCAUUUGAAAAAACUAGUAAAUUAGAAAUGGAAAUAUCUGAAUUGCGUCAACAGAUUGAAACCUCCGAAUCAAAUGUUAUCGAGCUACGGAAAAAAUUGCAAGAAGUUCUACAAGAAAAAACAUUCCUAGAAGAAAAAUUAGUCACUUUAACAACAUCUUCAGAGAAGCAAUUAUCUUCUGUGAAUGCAUCGAUGAUGGAAGUAACCGAUCUUUUGAAUAUCAGGAUACAAGAAGUGGCUGACUUGAAACAGGAACUUCAGAGACAAUAUGUAGAUCAUGAAGAUGCAAAGAUAAAGUUGCAGAGUGCUAUACAAGAUUUGAAUGAGGAGCUCAAUCAGAAGAAACAACAAUUAGAAGCUCUGAAGAAAUCUCUUAGUGAGAAAGAAAAUGAAUCUAUUCAAGAACAGAGUGUGGAAACUGUUAGUGUUCUCAUCAGUCAAGCUACCCAAGAAUUAGUACAAAAGCAUGCAAUAGAAAUUGAAGAAAAAGAAAAACAGAUACGAGAUCUUAAUGAAAGAUUAUCAGUGUUAGAAAUAGCUAUGAAUGAAUAUUCACUCAAAAAAGACAGUAAUCAAAAUCAGCUUGACGCUCAAGAACUGGAACUUUUAAAGCAGCAAUUGAUAGAGAAGGAGUCGACUUUGACAUUUGUCCAGACGAAUUUGACAUCAAUAAAAAACCAGUUUGAUAAAAAAGAAAUAGAGUUAUCUGAGAGUAAGGAAAAAGUUGAAAAAUUGUCAUUAGAGAACCAGAAAUAUUUGGAAACUGUUGAAAAACUACGUAAGCAUUUGAAUGAAUCUGAAGCAACAUCAAUCAGUGUUAAUGAAUAUAUAUUACAUAUUCAGAAUUUAAAGCAAGAAAUUCAAAACAUGAACGUUACUUUGAUAAUUAAAGAGUCAAUUUUGCAACAGUAUAUUCAAGAAAUCGCGGAACAAAAAUCACUUUUAGACAAUAAUAAAAUCGAAAUUGAUAAACUUCAUAUGGAAAUGCAAACAAUAGUAGAUUUAAAAAGUGAACUUCGAAGGAAAACAGAGCAGAUAGAUAGUUUGAAUUUGGAAUUAGAAGAGACUCGUAGGACGUUAGAAGAAAUUCGACAUAAUUUGAACGAGAAAAUAUCUCUGUUAGAAAAGAAUGAUCAGAUGUUAAAUCAGAAACAAAUGGAGAUUGAUAGAUUGUUAACUAUACAGCAGAAUCAAUGUUCUUCUAAUGGCUUGCCUAUUUUUAGAAUGGGUAAUGAUGAUGAAAAUCUACAGCGCAUAAUAGAUACCAUGCAAGUUGAAUUGGAAAACAAACAGGAGGAGAUUGAGCAUUUGAAAUACAUCCUAAAUGAAAAUACAUAUCCCAAUAUGAUUCAAGAAAUGCAACAGAGGAUUAAUUGUUUAUACAAUGAAAAAGUCGAACUAGAAUCUGCUUUGGAAGUAGCUAGUAUAAAAGUAGAAGAAAAAGAGAAACAAAUUGAUACUUUGAAACAACAAAUAGAAAUACGAAAUCAGGAAUCUAUCUCCAAGGAAGAAGCAAAUCCUCAUUCCAAAGAUCGAAGGUCAAUUCAAGAUCAAGAACAAAUUGUUACACUUCAGAAUGAGUUGUAUGCCAAGAAACAGGAAAUUAACGAGCUUAAAUAUAUCAUAGCUGAAAAAGACUCUCAAUUGUCUUUGCAAGUCAGCAUGGAGCCUCAGUCAGACGAGUUUGAACUACGUGAAACGGUGCAGAGAUUAACUUAUGAAUUAUAUGGUAAGGAACAGGAAGUUCAACAUCUGAAAUCAACAAUUGUUGAAUUGCAGAAAGAAAUUUCUCGUCUGCAAGAGUUUGAAAGGCUCUCUAAAGAAACUGUACAGAAAUUUAGCACAGAGAAAGAACAAGUUAGUUUACAGGCUCAAGAAUUUUUAGAGAAAAAACUAAAAAAAAAAGAAACAGAGAUUGAUGAAAUAAAGCAAAAGUUAGCUCAAGAGAAUCAAAAUGUUUUAGACGAACUACGAUUGAGGGGCAAGGAUAUUGAAAAUCUAACGAAGCAAUUGAAAGAAUUCUCUAUGACAGAACAAAUAUUGAGAAACGAAUUGCAUCAAAAGGAUGAAGAACUGAUCCGGGUAAAUUCAAAUUUGGCAGAAAAAGAACGCAGACUAGCUGAAUUGAGUAUCACCAAAGAUGCUGAGCUUCAUAAUUUGAAAAUUCAAAUUUAUGAGAAAGAAGAACGUAUAGAGGAACUUUUAGCAUUAUGUGACAAAGAACAAAAACAACUUAUCGAGCUCAAAAAUACUUUAGCAGCCAGAGAAACAGAAAUAAAUUCAUUAAAGACACUUUUAGAAGACAAAGUAAAAGAAUAUCAAUUAAUUCAAAAUGUUUUAAAGAAAGAUGUUCCUGUGAUUGAUACUUCUGCAGUCCGAAGCAUAGAGACUUCUAGCGAAGAAAGUAAAACUUCACAGGAACUAGAUGUUGCAUUGUAUAUGCUUCAUCAAAGAGAUAUCAGAUGUGAAGAAUUAACUCAUGAAUUGAUGCAGUUGUUGGAAGAACGUGAUACAUUACAAUUACGUCUCUCUAAUGCAAUUAGAGUGAACGAGGAGCUGAGAAAGAGUAGUUCAGUAAGUUCUGAUCUUAGUCCAAAAAGGGAAAUGUCCUCUUCUGGCAGUUUGGAACCAAUUGUAGAACAUCCUUCGCCAUCAAAGUCUGAGGGACCAAUCGAGAUAGCCAAGGAAGCUAUUGAUGCUCCAAUUGGUGAAGACAAGGAGUCUCUUGUCUCGAAGCUGUCACAGCUGCAAACAGUAAGCCACGCAAAAGAUGUGCGAUUGAGGGAUGAACGAGAGCUGAGGCACACACAGCAAAUGUCUUUGUUAGCGCACAAAGAUGUUCUAAGUACCUUGCCUCCUGAAGCAGCUGCCAGGCUCAUCAAUGCAAAUUAUACACUCUCACACCAAAGGUGGUACACAUGUGAUGGAAUAUUAAUGACGGUGAAGUGAAAUCCUUGCCUUCUGGAUACAUUCCUGCCAAGUGCCAACUGCCGAGACUAUUUCUGUAAUCAAAUUAAAUCGAAAGAAGAGAGCAAUUAAAAAUGUUUCGAUUAAUUCGAUUGGCAUUUUGUGAGAACGCCGUGGUUGUAAAAUAUGAUGCACGUAUUAGGAUUCAGCAGGAAACAUUAACUGCGUCGUGUUUCUCCUAAGGCUUCUGAAAUAAAGUCGUUCCUCUUCAGAAUAGAAGAGAAUAUGAGGAUACGACUUAAUUGUAUUAUAAUCGUUGUAUAGCUAUCGUGUUUAGAUAUAUUAUAAACGAAACAUUGCCUUGAAAAAAAAAAAAAAUAUAUAUUUCAGUUAUUAGCUCUGAAAUUGUUAAUAGUAUAACAUGUUUCUCGGAUAUCGAGUUCCGAUAUCUGAUGGAAAUAUAUUUGUUCCAAUGAUUACUCUUUAUAAUAUAUCUUUUAUAGUUUUUACAAAUUGUUUUGUUCAAACAUUAUGCGUUUUAUGCAAAUCCUCUGUAAUUUGGCAGUCAUUUAUCAACACACGAAUGUUUUUAGAUUCAACAUUAUUAUCAACUGAAUCGCAAGUAAAUUUUAAUAAAGUACUGGCAAAUCACACAAUGAUCGAAAUCUAAAAAGAUUUUACUCACCAAUGGAAGUGCUGUAUUUGUUGCUUUUUAACCAUGAUGAUUCGAACUUUCUAUUUCCACGAAAUUUUGUACAGAGACAGAAAAGCAUAAAUAAAUUAUAAAAUUAAAAUAUUUAUUCAUAAACGUGUUAUUGUUAGUCAUUGAUGUAAUUAGAUUUUAGUUAAUAUGUGUGUAUAUAUGUGUUUAAUCCCAUUAGUGUCAGCAGGUGUAAUUGUUUAUACUAUUCAGUGUGAAUAUUCUGUAAACAUUAAUUAUGAACUAUUUACAAAUGUUGCAAAUUAUUCCAUGGAUUUUUUCUGAAAGUACAACAAACUUGCUGAACAAGCGGUACUUCUGAGCUUAAAAUUUGUCUUUCAUUUUGUCACUGUUAUCCUAUUCAAUGAUAUAAUAUUUUUAUAUAUCAUACGGAUCACGUUUUACAUAGGAAAAUGAAGAACGAGAUGACACGAGGUAAAAAUUUUUAUGUGUGCUUUCAUUCAAUAUUCAUUUUGUGAAUUCACAAAUGAACAAAUAUCUCAUUUAGUUUAAUUAAAAUAUCUAAUAUUCAAGAUGAUACGCCGUGUGUAAUAAAUUUUUAUAGUAAUUAAGAGGUAGUACUCGUGUAUCUCGUUCUGUUAAUUUAUUCCUUCUUAUUUAAGCAUAUUAUUUCGUUAACAUUUUUGCUGUAGUUUAUACUGUAAAUGAUUUCUUCGUGAUUAUUCAGAUAUUUGGAAUUCUUCAAAUUCGUUGUUCGAGUCAGUUCUUCUACAUUUAAGAGCGAAUAACAUGAUUACUCCAACAACAAAAAGACCACAAAUAAUAGACAUUACUACAAUUGCCGAAUCGGAAUUAUGUUGAAACUCCUUAGCAUUUGUAUAAGUAAGUGCUAAUGGAUUAGGUUCGUCCCAACUGGUCCAAGUAUUAUUCCAAAGCAAUGGAUUCGCUCUGGGAUCUCCAUCCAAAUUACUAGGAGGUAUCACACUUAAUCUGUGCUUCAUAAGAAUCUUUUUCAACACGGCUAAAAUUACUGGUCUUUUUUCAGCAAGAUUCACCAUUUCACAGGGAUCAUUUCUUAUGUCAAAGAGACAUGGUGCUAUUACAGGUUCACAAGAAGUCUAUAAUGAAAUUACAGAUUAAUUUUUUAAAGCUGCAAAGCACAAGAUGGUUAUAAAACUUAUAACAAGUUACUUUUGUUAGUGAAAGUAAAGAAAAAGAAUGAAGAUAAAUACAUACUUAAUAUAACUACAAGUAACAAAAUGAUUUUUAUUUGAUUUUUUAUGCUAACCUUGUCUUUUUCUUUGAUGUUACAUUUUAUCUGUGCUUCUUUUCGCAUCUCAGAAAUAUCUUUGAUGGUAAGCGUCUUCUCUUGAAUUGGAGAAUUGGUCUUUGAAAUAAUAUCGUAUAUGGUUUUUACAUCUCUUUUUUUUCUUUCCUUUAGUUUCAUCGCUUUUCUAGCAGUAACAAUAGCGGAAAUAGCGAUACCCGUUUUGCUGUACAACACUUUGUAAGGGUCGUAUUGAGGGGAAGUGCCUUCGGAUGAAUUUCCACUUGCUCCAAGCCAGGCACUUCCAGUUUCUGUCUGGCCGAUAAUAUAUUUAAAAUCACCUCGUCUAAUAGCAGCAUAAUUACUGAGAUCAUCGAUAUUGAUCACUAUUUCGGACCUGGGACUAAUUUUGUCCGACACUAAAGCUGGCCAAAGAUCGAAUCCAUCGAUGUUUCCGAGUUGCUUCUUAUUCACUCCUAAAGAAUACAUUAAUUAUAUAUAAUCAAAUAAAUUUCGUUGUAUGAUUUUGCAACCAACCUGCUGCAGACAAAAGUGUAGGAAGCCAAUCGGACAUGAACAUCAUUUGAUUUGAAACUCUUUUAGUUUUUUUAAUCAAAGGACUCCAGAUGGCUGCAACUCCUCUUGUUCCACCUUCCCAUGGACUGUCCUUUAUCUGAAAAAUUUUCAGAGUUUUAACAGAGUUUAAGAUGUAGAAACACUUUAUGAAGAAUAUAUCGAAUAUUCACGCCUCGAAGAGGAUAAUUGCUGCCCUGAUUACUUAGUGUACCCUCAGUUGGUGCGCCAUUAUCGCUCAUGAAGACUACUAUACUGUUUUCCAACAUCUCGCGAUUUCUCAAUGCAUCUAUUACUUCGCCAACACUUUGAUCCAAUUUCGAUACAACGGCUAAAACCCGAGCUAUAUUGAUUAAUGGAUCAAGAAAUAUAUCAUUUCAUUUAAAAUUCAAAAUUACUUUGUUAUCUUCGAAGAUAUAAGAUAUCUAGAAAUCAAAACAUAUUCAUCUGAUUGACCUCUCACAUAAUAAAUUUCAUUUCAAACAUUUUCUUAUAAAAUCUAUAAACUAGUUAUUUCAGAAACAUUCUUAUUAACUUAUCCUAUAUGUAUAUU